AAACAAAGGUGUAACAUCCUUUUCUCCGCUGAAGCUUGAAACACACAUUUGUCACCAUGGUUCGCAUGCACACCCCCGGAAAGGGUAUCUCCCGAUCAUCUCUGCCGUACCGUCGGUCAGUACCCAGUUGGUUGAAGCUUUCACCUGAUGAUGUCAAGGACCAGAUCUUCAAGCUAGCCCGCAAAGGUUUGACCCCAUCGCAGAUUGGUGUGAUUCUUCGUGAUUCACAUGGAGUUGCCAAGGUUGACCGUGUUACCGGAUCAAAGAUCUUGCGAAUCCUUCGCGCUAAGGGUCUUGCCCCCGAUACACCCGAGGAUCUGUACUGUUUGAUUAAGAAGGCAGUGUCUGUGCGCAAGCAUUUGGACCGUAACCGUAAGGACAAGGACUCCAAGUUCCGUCUUAUUCUUAUCGAGGCUCGUAUCCACCGAUUGGCUCGUUACUACAAGCGCGUAGGACAGCUACCCCCCGUCUGGAAGUACGAUUCCGCUACAGCAUCCACCCUUGUGUAAAGCGAUAAAUGGAGUUUAUCCCACAUAUGGCGUACUACUACUACUGAUUGCCGUUGACAUAUUCACAUCAUUCAAUUAUACGCGUGUAUUAGACUUGUGGACACUAAAGGGUGUUUUGUAUGCCUGUCUAUGCACUCCAAUAUGUGUGAAAGCUGCAUUUAAUAUAUUAGUUCAUUGUCUGUGCAAUAAAUAAUGACCACCAAGUGUUGACGUUGUACAUGGUCUGGAUGGCAUAUCUAUUUGCUUACUUUUCGGAGUAGCAUUUAGAAACCAUCCUGUUCCGCUGUGUGCACACUGAGCUUGUCCAAAGUCGCUCUUUGCUUUCUGAUUGUGAUAUAAAUUUUGUAAGAUUCUAUCUUGGCUGCUGUAUGUAUAUCUUUCAGUCAGCUAUUAUAUAUCAGAUUGUAUGUUUUGCAAACUAUUCUAAGCGGUAUAUUGGUGGCGAGAUGUACCUUUCUUUAUAUCUUGUUUGCUAUUGUUACCAAACUUGAUCAGUGAUAAUUCUGAAAGUGUGUUUGGUAACAAAUUUGGCAAGAAUGAAGUUCAGCAUAUAUGAAAUAGUAGUAGCUGGCUGUGAAACUAAAACAUCCAUAAAAGAUAUCUCACUCUGAGUAAAUAAAGCUAUUUCUGACUUUGAC
Messenger RNA from Sphaeroforma arctica JP610, 1147 nucleotides. RefSeq names its product 40S ribosomal protein S13. The transcript has 2 exons. The record is from RefSeq and is a predicted model, not a curated record. Bases 57 to 509 code for a protein of 150 amino acids. Gene Ontology annotation, biological process: translation. Gene Ontology annotation, cellular component: cytosolic small ribosomal subunit; nucleolus; ribosome. Gene Ontology annotation, molecular function: small ribosomal subunit rRNA binding; structural constituent of ribosome. Lineage: Eukaryota; Ichthyosporea; Ichthyophonida.